GAGCAUUGGAUCAUUCCUCAUAAAUAAUGGCAUCAAUAAAAACUUGAAAAUAGAUUGUUCUGUAAAUUUAAUACUUCUAUUACCACAACUAAUAUACUUCCAUUACCACAACUAAAACCAGUUUUAGUGGUAAUUGGAAAGAAACUCUCAGUAAGAAUGAAGGAGACAAUGGAAGGAUUUCUCUAAUGGAGUAAUUAAAAUGUCUUUAUUUUAAUUUAAUUUAUUUUAAAGAUAAACUUCACCUGAAAAUGCAUCGAACAGUAGGCCAUGUAACAUUCGAUGGAAGCAAAUUGUUUUAUAUUGAGCUGCAUGUUUGUGUUUUUUGUGUUUUUGUUUUUUUUUCUUAGUCUUAUGCUUGUAGGACUCAUUUCUUGUUAGUCAAUAUAACUUCAUGAUCAUGCUUCAAAAGUUUAAAAUUAAUAGGAUUAUUGUUUCUUAUGCUUGCAAUGAUUGCCACUUCUUCUAUUUCAAAAAAUAUUCUCUAUUGUUAUUUAAUUAAUGGAAUGAAACCUUAAUAUCUGAAAAUUUUGAGAUGCAUGAGUGGCAGAGUAUGGAAUGGGUGGAAUGGCGUCUGCACAUGGUGAUGUCUACAGUUAUGGGAUCCUUCUUUUGGAAAUGUUCACAGGAAAGAGACCAACUGAUGACAUGUUUGAAGAUAGUCUGAGCCUUCAUGAAUUUGCUAAAAUGGCUUUGCCUGAUCAAGUGAUGAGGAUUGUAGACCCACGUCUGCUCUUAGAAGAAGUUCGAGCUCUGAACAACAUACAAUAAUGCAACACUCCCUUGAGUAAAAUGCAAGAGUGCUUGGUUUCUAUAGUUGAAAUUGGUGUCUCAUGUUCUGUAGAAUCUCCAAACAAAAGAAUGAAGAUAAGAGAUAUUGUCGUGGAAAUGCACGCAAUCAGGGAUUUAUAUCUUGGGGCUGGAAUCUACCAAGACAGCCACAAUUGAGGGGCCAAGAUAGCUCUGUCCCUUUCCUUCUGAAGCUGUUUGAAGCAGUUGGAAAUGAUUCGUGCAGAUGGAGGUAUAUUGAGUGCAAGCUUGGUUCAGAUCGCUGCUGGUCUGGUUUUAUCUGUUGUAAGGUAAUUUGCUGUUGCUUUGGAAAAUCUUCUUGGGCUGAUGCUUUGGUAUGGGUGUUUUGGGAAGUUUACCUUGCUCUUUCUAGGAGGGAUUAUGCUCUGGCAUGGUGUAUUGCCUCUAGGCUGGAGAAGAGGGUCUAUGUUUCUAUUGUUCUGGCAUGGUGUAUUGCCUCUAGGCUGGAGCAGAGGGUCUCUGUUUCAAUGGGCUUCAAUCUUGAAUAUCUAUCUCUCUCGCAUUGGAAGCUUGGUGUUCAAUCUGUUUCUGGAGUGCUGUUGAAAAGGGUUGCUGGUUCUAGGAGCUGAGCCGUUGGCCUGGGUGCAAUGUGGCUGGAGGAGCUGAUGCGGAUCCCCAAAAGCACUUUCUCAUAUUUGUUGGUGUGUUUCUAGUGGCGCCCCGCUGAUUUCUUGUUCACCGAAUUAUCCCAACCUUUCAGCCCCUGCUUGGAGUUCUCUACCGGCUGAUUUGGUGGUAUUCCCCCUCUUUAUCUGUUUUAUAGGUCUUGGAAUUUUCUGGGUUCUUUAUAGUUUUGUGCAAAUUGAUCGUUACAAGCCGGGUCUUGGUUGGGCCCUACAGUACACUUGGAAUUUUGGAGGGUAUAAAUUUUAUUUUUAUUUUUUUGAAAAUUGUUAUAUUUGGAACCGAUCAUCAAAUGGACCAUCGAGCCAAUAUAUAUCAAAUUUAAGAUAAUCCCCCCGUUGGAUCAUCAAUCUAUUCCAUAGAUCAUUAAUCAGAACCAUCUAAAUUUAAAAACCAUUGUGCAGGAUGCCUUUGAUU
Molecule: messenger RNA, 1848 nt
Organism: Magnolia sinica
Lineage: Eukaryota; Viridiplantae; Streptophyta; Magnoliopsida; Magnoliales; Magnoliaceae
Exons: 2
Coding region: 831-1376 (181 amino acids)
Source: RefSeq, a predicted model, not a curated record